GUUAUAUUUGAAUUGGAAGUUUUUAAAUCGAUUUUUUUAGGUUUUUGAAAACGGCAACACUGAUUUUGACAUCAUUCGUCAUUUACCCUCUCAAAGUACAACAAUUUGAAAAGUAAUUUACUAAUUCAUGGUAAAAAAAAAAUGACUCAAGGUGUGGUUCAAUUUGUGAUGAAAGUAAGAAUUACUGACCGUUCUGUAUUAUGAUUAUUUUAUAUUUAUUUUUUCAAAAACAAAAUUCAAUGUAAUUUUGAAUAAAGUUAAGUGGUGAUUUUUAUUAUUUUGUCACUACUUGGUAUUAUCUAUACUCCGAUUGUAACUGUAAUUUUAGGUAAUUAUUUACGGAUGGUAAAGUUUUACUAUUUUGUUCAAGUAAAAAUUACACAGUUGUAAAGGUAUUUUUAUUAUUUUGUUCAAGUACGUAUAAAUUACUUACCCAAUUGCAAAGGUAAUUUUUACUUUUAUUUCCGAGUAAAUUUUUUUAAAAAACGGAACAUUCAAAUAGCAAAAAAAUGCCCACAAGUUUGAACUCGUCACCUUAGAUUUGUUAAUUUAAUUAAUAUUAUUUUUUUAGCGUAUUUUUUUUAAUACAUUUUCCGAAAUAGGUAACUGAAGUUACUGAAUUUUGUUAUUCGUGUAAAUUGUUGAUUUGUUUCUUAAAUUUUUUGCAUCAUUUGAAAAAUUGUUCACUUUAAUGUUUAUCAUCUAGGUACCUACUACCUAGGUAUGUACUUUUCCAUAUUUUUUCCAAGUUCUUUCAUACAUAAUAAAUUUAUUUUCGUUGUAUCAUAAAAACUUCAAAAGGAAGAAUCAACAAAUUACACAGCUGCGAUGUUAAUUUCUUACUCCCAAUAAAUAUCGUUACUUCACGUCAUUGCCUCGAGACAUAUCAGUGAUAAUUUCUCAUUGCACGGACAUGUUUUCGUACUACUCAAUAUUUUUCGAUGCAUUCGCGCGAUAUACUUAUACGAUGAAAUGUCUGGAAAAUUAAUCAUUAACGUUAACGAAGGAAAGGUUCGAGGAAUAAAAGAAUCGUCCACGUUUUCGAAAAAAGAAUAUUAUUCUUUUUAUGGCAUACCUUACGCAGAACCAACCAGCGGUAAUUCACGAUUCAAGGAUCCGAUCAAAGUCAAACCUUGGAAAAAUAUUCACGAUGCAACGAAAGAGAAACCAGGUUGCAUACAAUUUUCACCAUUAACUUUUGAAUUCUGCGGUACAGAGGAUUGCCUAUUCAAUAAUAUUCAUAUACCACAAGCGCCUCAAAAAGAUGAACCGUUGAAAUCUGUUAUUAUCAACAUCCAUCCAGGAGCAUUUCAUCAUGGGUCGCCUCACCCUCGUCACUUUGGAUCCCCUGACUUCGUGAUGCACCAUGAUAUCGUAUACGUGGGGAUUGCUUACCGAUUACAUGUCUUGGGAUUCUUGAAUUUAGGAUUAGAGGAUUGUUCGGGAAAUGAAGCUUUAAAAGAUAUAAUCAUGUCGCUUCAGUGGAUUAGAAAUAAUAUAGCAUCAUUUGGAGGCGAUCCUGAAAAUAUUACUCUGCUUGGAAACAGUAGUGGAGCAACUUUAAUUCACGCAUUGAUGUUAUCUCCCGCAUCAAAAGGAUUAUUCCAUAAAGCAGUUCUGAUGAGUGGCUAUUUGAUGAAUCCAAUCGCACCAUUUCAAGUGACCAAUAAACUUCACGCUGUCGAAUUAGUAAAAUUACUCGGUUAUAAAAAAGAUUUCACCAACUACGAAAAAAUAUUGAAAUUUUUGAAAACUCAACGAUCCAUGCCACUCUACCAAGGUCAAGCAUUUUAUCAAAAUGAACUGAAAAAGACUGAAAAUAUUGCUCCAAUCACAACAAUAGGAACAUUCGCUAUUACCAAUGAUCCAAUCAUCUUGCCCCAUCCACCAGUAAAAUUAAUCGAGUCGAUGAUGCGAAUACCAAUCGUCAUAGGGUUCAGUGAACGCGAAUCUAUUUUUGGUUUCAUUCGAGGACCUGAAUUCAUACAAAAAACCGAAGAAAAUUUCGCAACUACUUUUUGCCAAAAUCCGUGGGGCUGGGGGUACAAUUUGACCGAAGAAGAAAUCGAGCUGAUCCAAAAAAAAGUUGAAAGUUAUUAUAACGAUGGACAACCAAUUGCUCAAGCUUCCUUGAGUGUGAAAGUGGAUAUUCACACUGAUAUCAUAAUGUCUGAUGUUUAUGACACUGUAAUCAAUCCUUUGGCCGCGGAGUUACCUUCGUCAGUAUUCGUGUACAAGUUUGAAUUCGAAGGAAACAUAAUGUCGUUAAAAGGAUUAGAUUUAUUGGAAAAACUAAAAGGGACUUAUCAUGGAACUGAGUUUUGUUAUUGUCAUCGCUUUAGUGAUCCGGGUGACUUGGAAACUCAUCAAAUGGUACAUGAGUUUACAAAACUUAUCGCAACUUUUGCAAAAACAGGAGAUCCGAAUCAUGAAGAUUUAGAAACUCAAUGGAGAUCAUCGACUCCAGAAAAUCCGUGUUAUUUCAGAAUAAACUCUCGUAUGGAUCUCGUAGAGGGUAAAUUGAAUAAUAAUAGACUGGAAUUUUGGCAAGGCAUAAAGAAACAAUUCAAAAGAGAUAUCAGUUCAAGGAUCCGUUCAUAAUUGUCAAAUUUUUACAUCGUACUUUGAAGCAAUAAAUACGUAUAAGUCUA
Molecule: messenger RNA, 2651 nt
Organism: Planococcus citri (citrus mealybug)
Lineage: Eukaryota; Metazoa; Arthropoda; Insecta; Hemiptera; Pseudococcidae
Product: esterase E4-like
Exons: 10
Coding region: 973-2601 (542 amino acids)
Molecular function (GO): serine hydrolase activity
Source: RefSeq, a predicted model, not a curated record